Messenger RNA from Anolis sagrei ordinatus, 2005 nucleotides. RefSeq names its product E3 ubiquitin-protein ligase TRIM69-like. Gene Ontology annotation, biological process: innate immune response; protein ubiquitination; regulation of gene expression. Gene Ontology annotation, cellular component: cytoplasm. Lineage: Eukaryota; Metazoa; Chordata; Lepidosauria; Squamata; Anolidae. Gene Ontology annotation, molecular function: protein binding; ubiquitin protein ligase activity. The record is from RefSeq and is a predicted model, not a curated record.
GAAAAAGAACAAGCCUGAAACUCCCGCUAAGGUAAAGGCAGUAUGUGCAUAAGGGGUGGUUGGUUGUAAUUGUGUUCCUACUUCCCCACCCCUGGUGAGUGAUAAAUCCCAGAUCAAUUGGCUACCUGGAGCAAAGUCCAGCUCCGUAAUUUGGUUAAAGUCAGAUAACACCUGGGUCAAGAGCAAUGCCACAGCAAAGCUUGUUUCUGACAACUGGGUUGUUUUUCUGAUUCUGGCUUUGGGAGCAGGUAGUUAGAGGCAAGGGAAAGAGAUUGAACUGCUGACAUUGAACUGAGAUUUUCAUACGUGGGAAGAGAAAGGAGCCACAAUUCUCUGAGACCUUAGAGCGAGCCUGUAUGGCUUCAGGUACACCGUUUGAAGAUCUGGUUCCUGAUUUCUCCUGCCCUAUUUGCCUGCAAUGGUUCUUGGAGCCAGUUGCCCUCCCUUGUGGGCACCUCUACUGCCAGGCCUGCAUUGAGACUGCUUGGGGAGCCCGUAGCAGCAAACACAUCUGUCCACAAUGUCGGGAAGAGUUUCCGGAGAAGAGGUACACCCCUUGCAAGCUCUUAGAGACCUUGAUCCACCGAAUCAGGGGAAUGAAUCCCAAGGAGACUGAGGAAGGGCGACGCAGCAGUGCUAAUGGCAGGGAAUGUGCACCGGAGCAGGAUCGUGCAAGGCUCCCUGUCCACGAAGCAACAGAGUGGUGUAAGGGGGAGCUGAGUUUGGCAGUUUCUCAGAUGGAAUCUAACUUGGCCAAACUUCUUGUGCUUAAGAGAGAGGAAGAAGAAAAGCUCCAGAACCACCAGGCAGUUAUGCUAAGCUUGGAUGACCACAUCACCACUGAAUUCAGGCAGCUUCACCACUUCCUCAAUGCCCAAGAGAAGGUGUGCAAGUCAAAGUUGGCAGAGGAAGGAGGCGCCCUGCUCCAAGAGACAAAGGAGAGGCUGAGGCUGCUGAGGGAGGCUUGCCGCGGUUGUCAGGAGCUGCUGUUGGAAGCCCAGGAUCAUCUGGAACUACAAGACUCUUCAGAUUUCCUAACAGGCAUACACUCUCUCCUAAACAGGGCGAAGCAGCAGCAAACCACUCCAGCUUUUCCUGUUGUGCCACCAGUAUUACAGGUCCUUGGACGAUUCAAAGGACCUUUGCAAUAUGCUGCCUGGAAGGAAAUGAAAUCUGCUCUCAACAUAGAUUUCCCCCUGAUAACCCUGGAUCCUGAAACAGCUCAUCCUUGCCUGGUCCUUUCGGAGGACUGCACUUCUGUCCGGGACGGCCACAUACGCCGGGAUGUCCCUGACACUCCUGUGCGGUUCAACUACUGUGUAGCGGUCUUGGGUUGCAGAGGUUUCUGCUCUGGAAAACACUACUGGGAGGUGGAAGUUGGCAACAAGCCCUCUUGGACAUUAGGCCUGGUUAGCAUCUCCAUCAACCGCAAGGGGAAAAUCGCUGCCUCCCCCAGCAAUGGAUUCUGGGUAAUUCGGUUUAGGAAUGGGGUAGAAUUAAUGGCAAAGGACACUCCACCUCAAAGGCUCUGCCUCAGCUCCUUUCCCAAAAGAGUUGGUGUUUAUCUGGACUAUGUCGGUGGGCUGGUGUCCUUCUAUGAUGCCUCCACCAUGGGCCAUCUCUAUUCUUUUGUCACCUCAAGAUUUGCCGGGAGGCUGUUCCCUUAUUUUUGCCCUGGGCUGUUCAAUUCAGGGGAGAAUGCGUCCCCCUUAAAAAUAUGCCACCCUCCCCUUUUGUAAAGGAGAAUAUUCCUCAAUUUUCCUGUUUUGAUCUGAUUUUACGUUGGGAACCUUAUUCCUUCUAGUAAAAUCUCCUGGCCAACAAUGAACAUCCCUUUAUUCUAAAAGUUCUCAGAUUUUUCACUUGAUUUGAUUUUUUCAAAAGUUGAUUCCCAAUUUUGUAAGUUGCUCACUCAUUCCUGGAAAUGGCUCCUAACUUGGAGAAUCUACAUAAAAUGACUCAGAGGUGAAUGAAAAUAUAAUUAAAUUAAGCGAUUAUCUUAAAA